AUUCGAACCUUCGCUCUCCAGACUGCGGAAAUCUCAGCACAGGAAGGACCAGGAGAUGGGCUCUUGUUGUUUCCCUCCGCUGGCCUGGCUGGCCGUCCUCUGCGCGGUGCUGGCCGGACUGGAGCUGACCGCCACUCUGGCCACUGCGGACCAUGGCUUCAUCCGAGACAUUGAGCUGUCAUCCGGAGGCUUUGAGAAGAGGGAAGCCAUCGGCACAGGCGCCCAGCAGCUCCGGGAGGACCAGGAUGAAGGUGUUCUCCAGCUAGCCAGGGAGGAGUCCACUGAUCGCGGUGGAAACGACUGGGCAGACAAGGUCAGCAGCCAGUCGGCCAGAGCUCGCAGAGUUCUCAAUGAGGCUCAGGUGCAGGAGGACACCAGGAAGAAGAUGAGCUUUUUGAACCCCAAUUAUGACGCAAACACUCUUAGGGACACCGGCGAACGGUCAGGACGGGGUGAGCACGUCAUUAACAACGGCGUCCUGAAAUUCUGCAAAAAUGUCAUCAACGAGUUUGUUAAUGAAAAAAUGCAGCCUAUUCUAACUACUCUAGAGGAACUGAAACCCAAACUUGACAAGACUAGGAAGCUGUACAAAAACUGCUACAGCCCUCUGCCAGAGAAUUAUAAAUACACCAUUGAACAAGAGAUGGUGGUGCACUUUGGCAAAAAUGAGCCGUAUAUUAACGCCAACGCUAUC
Lepisosteus oculatus (spotted gar) is the source of this 694-nucleotide messenger RNA. NCBI's taxonomy places the organism in Eukaryota, Metazoa, Chordata, Actinopteri, Semionotiformes, Lepisosteidae. The record is from RefSeq and is a predicted model, not a curated record.